Molecule: messenger RNA, 1152 nt
Organism: Colletotrichum graminicola M1.001
Lineage: Eukaryota; Fungi; Ascomycota; Sordariomycetes; Glomerellales; Glomerellaceae
Exons: 2
Coding region: 1-1152 (383 amino acids)
Source: RefSeq, a predicted model, not a curated record
AUGUUGCGCCUUGCGCGGGGGUGCCGUGUGGUGAACUCGUGUCCGGUCACACUCCUGGUGCCGCGGCGCGUAGUUGCCGCAACUGCAAGGUCGUCGUCGUCGUCGUCGUCGUCGUCGUCUAAGCCAAAGUCGAGGCCCCAACCCCGGGCCCGGCCCUCGGUCCCUCCGCCGCCGUUUGAGCUCGUCCCGACGUGCCCCUCACCGACAUGCGAGUGCGCCGCGACCCCGGCCAUGCCGGACGGGCUCGAGAUCGACCGCAAGGCCCCGCUCAACGGUGCCAUGUCGGCGUACGCGGAGCAGGUGCUCGUGUGCACGGGCAAGGACGACUGGGCGUCGCGUAUCGAGGAGGAGAACAGCGGGGAUAACCUCGCGGCCGACCUGAAGGAGCUGUUUGGGCGUGGGGGCACGUACAGCGAUCCAUGGCACAACGUCUCGGUCCUCAACGCCUCGUUCCCCUCGUCCACGCCCAAGCGGAGCGAGCUGCAGACGACGAGCGCCUACCUACUCCCGAGCUUCAAGUACGUGCCCUUCCUGCCGCGCGUGAGCUUCGACAGCGUGCAGGCGCUCGCCAAGGGGUACCUCCUCCCGGAGACGCUGCACCCGAUGCACGACGGCCUGUCGCCGAUCCACCGCGACCGGCUGACGCGCAAGGAGGCGUACCGGUCGCUGCUGUAUGGCGUGCGAGAUGUUACGGACGUGUUGGUCCUGGUGUGCGGGCACGGCGGACGGGACAUGCGGUGCGGCGCCAUGGGCCCUGUUCUGCGGGACGAGUUUGAGGCGCGGCUCGAGGGGGCCGGAGUCGACGUCGCGAGGGGGCCGAUCGAGGUCGACGAGAGCGGGGGUGAGACACAGAAGAUCGGGCUGCCCCACGGUGGAGAGACGGCGGGGCGCGGGGGGAUAUCGGCGAGGGUCGGGCUGAUCAGCCACAUCGGCGGGCACAAGUUUGCGGGCAACGUGAUUGUGUACAUACCGCCGGGUCUGCGGGCGAAGGGGGGCGAGGCGCACCCGCUCGCCGGGAAGGGGAUCUGGUAUGGAAGGGUCGAGCCGCAACACGUCGAGGGAAUCGUCAAAGAGACGGUUCUUGAGGGCAGGGUGAUUGCCGACAUGUUCCGCGGCGGCAUCGACGAGAACCGGAAGAUACUGAGGCUGUGA